CAGAACAGCUCUUGCAUCACCUUGCUACAUAAUACCUUUAGGCUAUCGCACUCUCAAAUCUUACAGACGACACGAUAAACCCUACUCGCCUCAAAAUAUGUCUUCCAACGUACUCAGCGUCCGCGACAGCAACAUCCAACUCAAGCCGAACUCAGCACCCGGAGCGGAGAAGCCAAAGAGUCUCGAGUACCACCGUCAAGUGCUACAAUCGCGCAUAGACAACGAGCAGCCCCAGCCGUAUGUCUCGCCGUCCGAUGAGAUCAUGUCUCCAGCUACGCAGAAGCUGCAAGCUUUCAAGAACAAGCACGCGAUGAAGAAGUCGAAGCCACAGACGCUAUUCAAGAAGACGAGCUCUAAGAACUUCGAGUCGUCCAAGGGCACGGCUAUGUUCGCGGAUAUACCCAAGGACAAUGGUUCCAAGUAGGCCCUCGCCUGCUAUUCUUCGCGCGCAUAGGUUUGGUGGAAUAUAGGUGGUCGGUAUCAGGCGCUUUGGUUUGGACAAUACCCCACUUCACGCCUGUAUGAUGGGUCAAGAAUCAGGUGGUUCUUGGAUCUUUGGCUUGGGACCAUGGCAUUUAGGGUCACUGUUUAACUAUGGUCUUUUCUGGAGUUUGGGGGAUUGGUUUGGGCACGACUGACAUGACUUUGCGACUGUGGUAUACUGAAUCGAUUUUAAUUGCCCAAGAUUUGGAC
Cucurbitaria berberidis CBS 394.84 is the source of this 693-nucleotide messenger RNA. RefSeq lists its product as uncharacterized. Bases 98 to 424 code for a protein of 108 amino acids. The record is from RefSeq and is a predicted model, not a curated record. The transcript has 3 exons. Lineage: Eukaryota; Fungi; Ascomycota; Dothideomycetes; Pleosporales; Cucurbitariaceae.